AUGCGUUUCCUAAGGAAGGCCUUCACGUUGGUGGCAUUUUCAGCCCUGGUUGCCAAUGUCCUCGGUGCUCCUGUUGAGACAGUCAAACGUGGCGAUUAUGAAGACAGCGGUGACUUGGCACGACAUGCCGUCGACCUUGAUGGGCUGAACGAGCAUCUCGCUCUCUCGACCGUUCCCUUCGACGCAAGAAAUGACGUCGACAGCCUGGUCAAGGAACUGGCCAAGCCUCCCACGGAAAAGGACUUCAGGGAUUACCUGACAGCGCUCAACAGUCAGCCAGGAUAUGUCAACUAUACCCAGAAGCUCGUCUUCUGGUCCGGCGCAACCGAGGCUCAAGCUCAGGCUUUUGCGACACAAAAUCAGCGAUUCACGGUAGGCAUGUUGAUUCAGAGAAAGAUGGAGUGGGAAAUCUAUAAGAAGCCCAAAUCCGAGGGCGGACACUGGAAGGACUGGGAUGAGACGUUCAAAAUGUUUUGGGAUCCCAUCUCCAAGGUCAUGGCCGAGCUUGCCAGAGCCCACGUGUAUGCCUACUUUACCGAGGCUCGUGCCGCGGAGCAGAAGGAUAUAACACGAUGCUUGGCUGUCUGGUGUAGGAUAGAGAAGAGGAUUCUCAUCGACUCUCUGAAUGCCAGGCCUGCUAGGAUCAACAGCAUACUAAAGUUUAUUCUCUACAAAGACGGAACGACCAAGCCCGCCGGUCUGAUAGAGAAGAUUAUGGAUUAG
Metarhizium acridum CQMa 102 is the source of this 723-nucleotide messenger RNA. RefSeq lists its product as uncharacterized. Lineage: Eukaryota; Fungi; Ascomycota; Sordariomycetes; Hypocreales; Clavicipitaceae. The record is from RefSeq and is a predicted model, not a curated record.